This is a messenger RNA of Prunus armeniaca (apricot), 1065 nucleotides long. Lineage: Eukaryota; Viridiplantae; Streptophyta; Magnoliopsida; Rosales; Rosaceae. The record is from the annotation of a GenBank genome assembly.
AUGAGCCUAGAACACACUUGUGGGAGGAUCGACAAGUUGAAGUUGAAGAGAGACACAGACUUGGAUGUAAAAUCAUUGCAAGAGGAUGUUUUGGAGGAUUAUUGUAUGAUUGUCACAAGACAUCAAAUAUACAGGGCCAAAAAGAGGGCCAAAGUAAUGAUUGAAGGGAGUUACAUACAACAAUAUGCUAGGUUAAGGGAUUAUGCAGAGGAAUUGAAGAAGGCAAACAAGGGAAGUACAGUUGUAAUUAAAACUGAACAAGUAGGGGGCCAAGCUAUAUUUCUAAGGAUGUAUGUUUGCUUCGCUGGUUGCAGGCAAGAGUUUUUAGAUGGAUGCAGACCAAUUAUUGGUGUUGAUGGGUGCAACGUAAAAGGUCCUUAUCCUGGCCAGAUUUUGACAGCAGUUGGGGUGGAUGGCAACAAUGGCAGUUUCCCAAUUGCUUAUGAAGUUGUUGAGAUUGAAAGCAAACAAUUGUGGAUCUGGUUUCUUAGGCUGUUGAUUCAAGAUCUAAAGAUUACAAAUGAUUUGUCAUAUAUGUUCAUUAGUGACAAGCAAAAGGGACUCAUACCUGCAAUUGAGACUCUACUUCCAACUGCAAAGCGCAGGAUGUAUGUUAGACACUUAUAUAAUAACUUCAUAUCAUCACACUCUGGUCUUGCUCUAAAACACCUAUUGUGGGCUGCAGCAAGAGCCACAACUAUGCCUUGGUGGGAAGCAAAAAUGGAAAAUAUGAAACAAGAGGAUGAGGAAGCGUGGAAAUGGCUCAGUCAGAGACCUACAAAGAAUUGGAGCAUAUCUCACUUUAAUACACGGUUUAAGUGUGAUCUGUUGUUGAACAAUCUUUGUGAAAGUUUCAAUUUAGCAAUAAUAGAUGCAAGAGAUCAAUCCAUUUUGACUUGCUUGGAGAGGAUAAGAGUCCUUGUGAUGCUUAGGAUGACAAAUAGAAGGGUUGCAUGCCCGAAAUGGAAACAUUCAGUUGGGCCAAGAAUCUUCAAGAUAAUUGAGAAGAACAAGUUAGAUGCCUCCACAUGCAUUCCUCGACUGGCUAGCUUGCAAACAUAUUAA